AUGCAAUCAGUCGUGUUUGCCGCGAGCUUCCUGUGGCUUUGUAGCUUUGUUCUAUCGAGAAACAUCUUCAACAAGCCCCCCUCUGGUGGCCUUUCAGGUGAUUACAGCGAAAAUCCCACAUACCAGGAGGGCCAGCAGGUUGAAUUCUUGUGGGAGUCGGAUGUUACAUACGUCGACAUUGGCAUCUUUCAGGAAUACCCCGCUCCGCCAGACAAAUACUACAGCGCCUAUGUGAUUCGAAACACUUCCAGUAGGAGCCACCGAUGGAACAUGGCUAAGACUUUGAGAGGCGAGCCGCCUCCUGAGGGCGAGAACUCCAUCUUCUGGCUCGUAAUGUAUGACGCCUCGAAAGAAAAGCAAAUUACGGACUCUCACUAUUUCAACGUGUCUCGAAUUCUAACAACGACGACGACGACGACGACAACGACAUCCGGGUCGAGCUCAUCGACAAGUGCUGCUCCCACGACUGUAACCACCGCUGCAAAUUCGCAAGUAUCCGGUCCUGGGCUUUCGGCUGGAGCCAUCGCCGGGAUAGCGGUCGGAGCAACACUUUCUGGAGUCCUUGUGGCUGCUGCAAUUGCUUUCUUUUUCUGGAGACACAUACAAACGGCCAACAGGGGCGCCAACGCUCAUCCGUCUGCGUCUGGUGCAGGUGAAAAGCCCAUCAUGGACGACCAACAUCAGCAGAAGUCGGUGCCACCUCAAUACAAUCAGGUUAACCAGCAUCCUCCCAUGACGGGCAACGAGUUAACCGCAGACCAUCUGCAUGAGGCCCCUUAA
This is a messenger RNA of Clonostachys rhizophaga, 780 nucleotides long. The record is from the annotation of a GenBank genome assembly. Lineage: Eukaryota; Fungi; Ascomycota; Sordariomycetes; Hypocreales; Bionectriaceae.